GUGCUAUAUCCCCCUGCGGCUCCACCAUGGUUUACAUCAAGAAAUGGGCCGAAUUCCAGGCCCAGUCCAUCGCGCUGUACGAGGCCUCGCCGGCGCGGACUCGAUAUGUGAUUCGGGUUCGCCCAUCUGACGAGUGGCUCGUCCUGAAAGUGACCGAUGACGUUAAGACGCUCAAAUUCAAAACACGCUCCUCGAUCAUCCUCAAUCGCUUCGAAAUUUUCAACCGCGACAUGAUGGCCGCCAUCGUCGGCGCCGAGCUUCCCUCGCGAAUCGCUGCGCAAAAGCAGAAGGAGCAGGAACUGGCUGCUGCGGCAGAGGAGGCAGCAAAAAGGGCAGUGACAGCUGCGGGGGCGGCAACGGUAGCGGUAAAAGAGGCCUCCGGCCAAGCAGCAGCUGGGUCAGGAGGACAGGGUGCAAAUACAGGAGGUGGAGCAGGGGGCGGCGGAGGCGGAGGCGGGAAGAAGAAGAAGAAGAAGGGGAAAAAGUGAGAGAGUAUGAGCAGGACUGGGUUCCUACUCUGUAUGGCACGAGUUCGAAG
Tilletiaria anomala UBC 951 is the source of this 538-nucleotide messenger RNA. Its product is annotated as signal recognition particle, SRP9/SRP14 subunit. Bases 27 to 488 code for a protein of 153 amino acids. The transcript is spliced from 3 exons. NCBI's taxonomy places the organism in Eukaryota, Fungi, Basidiomycota, Exobasidiomycetes, Georgefischeriales, Tilletiariaceae. Gene Ontology annotation, cellular component: signal recognition particle, endoplasmic reticulum targeting. Gene Ontology annotation, molecular function: 7S RNA binding. The record is from RefSeq and is a predicted model, not a curated record. Gene Ontology annotation, biological process: SRP-dependent cotranslational protein targeting to membrane.